Molecule: messenger RNA, 1164 nt
Organism: Vigna umbellata (rice bean)
Lineage: Eukaryota; Viridiplantae; Streptophyta; Magnoliopsida; Fabales; Fabaceae
Source: RefSeq, a predicted model, not a curated record
AUGGGUUUGAAGGAGGUUGUUCUCGUUGUAUUGAGGAGCUUGCUCUCCAUGUGCUUCAAGUCGUUAUAUCUUAUUUGGACCAAACGAUUUCAGGUGCAGGCUGUAUUAUUACUUCUGGGAGGGCAGGAAACACCAAAUACUGUCCCCACCCCGGACUUUUUGUUGCAGCAGAACAGUCAGGAUAUUAGGGAAAUAAAUGAUCCUUCCCGAUGUUCAAAGCUUUCCCGAAGAAUUGCCUCACUAGUUAGGUUUCGUGAAAAACGAAAAGAGAGAUGUUUUGAGAAGAAAAUACGAUACACAUGUCGUAAAGAGGUUGCCCAGAGGAUGCAUCGUAAGAAUGGACAAUUUGCAUCACUGAAGGAAGACUACAAAUCUCAUGCUGAAAACUGGGAUUCAAGCAAUGCUAUUCCUGGGCCAGAAUCUACUGAACGUAGAUGCCAGCAUUGUGGAAUUAGUGAGAAGUCUACUCCAGCUAUGCGUCGAGGACCUGCAGGUCCAAGAUCUCUAUGCAAUGCCUGUGGGCUUAUGUGGGCCAAUAAAGGAACUCUGAGAGAUCUCACCAAAGCAGGAAGGAUUGCUUUUGAACAAAAUGACCUGGAUACUUCAGCUGAUAUAAAGCCUUCAAAAGCAGAAGCAGAACAUUCUUGUGCCAAGCAAGACAAAGAGGGAAGCCCUGAGGAAACAAAGCCUGUGCAAAUGGAUUCCAGACGGUCACCUGAGAAGACAAAUGAGCAGUUUCUUAUCGGAACUGCUGAAUCAGUUACUGACAACUUGUCCAUCCAAGUGGAGAAUCAUGCUCUUAGUCUGCAUGAGCAGGAUACUCUUGAGGAUCUUGCUGAUGCUUCAGGGACCGAGUUUGAGAUUCCCGCUGGUUUUGAUGAACAGGUUGAUAUUGAUGAUUCCAACAUGAGAACAUAUUGGUUGUGAUCUAGAGCUGUUUCUUUGCGCAAUCAGCAGGUUUGUUCCCAAUGGAAACGCAUAUACACUGCUGGUUCAACUAACAUUGGACUUCUAGGAAUAGUUUAUGUUUUAUAGACAAACUAUUUCUGGAAGCACUGUGAAUUAUAUGAUUGUAGACUUACAGUUUUCAUACAUGAGUUCCUGUACAUCCCUUUGGGACCAGAUUUGAUUUAUAUAUAAUGUGAAUAGUUCGGUUUUUUUUUA